AUGUCCUUCUCCAACACGUCCACCGGCGACAAGCCCGCCGACCCGUACAAGCAAGCCAACAAGGACAAUGUCGACGUGCCGACCAAGAUCCAGGACCUGGUCAGCUUCAUCACCGCCUGCAAGUACGGCAUGAUGACGACCCGGUGCGCCAGCUCCGGCGGGCUCGUGUCGCGGUGCAUGGCCCUCGCGGGCACGGAAAACAACGGCGUCGACCUGAUCUUCCACACAAACACCGAGUCCGGCAAGACGGACGACGUGGCGGGCGACCCGGCCGUCAACAUGUCCUUCCUCAACAGCAAGGGCGAGUGGGCGUCCAUCUCGGGGCGCGCGUCCGUCAUCACCGACCGCGCCGUGGUCAAGAAGUACUACAGCCCUGCGCUGAAGGCGUGGAUGGGCGACCUGGGGGACGGCGUGCACGACGCGUCCGAGGAGGACCCGAGGAUCGGCGUGGUCAGGCUGGGCGCGGAGACGGCGACGUACGCGCUCUCGGCCAAGGGGCAGAUCAUGCAGGCCGUCGAGGUGGCCCAGAGCACCCUGACGGGGAAGCCGGCCGAGGUGAAUAAGCUGCGGCACAUCAGCGAGGACGAGUUCAAGACGUGGAGGAAGAUGGCGCCGGGUGGGUCGUGA
Messenger RNA from Ustilaginoidea virens, 627 nucleotides. RefSeq lists its product as uncharacterized. Lineage: Eukaryota; Fungi; Ascomycota; Sordariomycetes; Hypocreales; Clavicipitaceae. The transcript has a single exon. The record is from RefSeq and is a predicted model, not a curated record. Bases 1 to 627 code for a protein of 208 amino acids.